UAUCAUACUCCAACUCACAUAUGAAUGCUGUUUCUGUUUGACUUGAAACAACAAGGAGGCCGGCCGGCACUUUUUUAGUUUUUACAGAAGAAGAAGCGUGGCGUGGAAAUGGAGUCUCCAUUUAAGGCUGAUACAGUGAAAGGCAAAGUAGGUUUGAUCACUGGAGGUGGAUCAGGAAUUGGGUUUGAGAUUACUAAAGAAUUUGGUAAACAUGGAGCUUCUGUUGCUAUCAUGGGCAGGCGCAAAUCUGUUCUUGAUUCCGCCGUCUCUUCUCUUCGCUGUCUCGGAAUUCAGGCAAUUGGGUUUGUAGGAGAUGUUCGUAAGAACGAAGACGCAACUAGAGUUGUCGAUGAAACUUUUCAACAUUUUGGGAGGAUUGACAUUCUUGUUAAUGCUGCUGCUGGAAAUUUUCUUGUGCCUGCUGAGGAUUUAUCACCUAAUGGCUUCAAAACAGUCAUGGACAUCGAUACUGUUGGCACAUUCAGAAUGUGCCAUGAAGCUCUGAAAUAUAUAAAGAAAGGAGGUCUAGGAAGGGAGGGCACAUCUGGCGGUGGAACCAUUCUCAACAUAAGCGCCACUUUACACUAUUCCGCAACUUGGUAUCAAAUUCAUGUGUCUGCAGCUAAGGCAGCUAUUGAUGCCAUGACAAGGUCAUUGGCAUUGGAGUGGGGCACUGAUUAUGAUAUAAGAGUCAAUGGGAUUGCACCAGGACCCAUUAAUGACACGCCUGGAUUGAGUAAGCUUGAUCCACAUGAAAUCCAAUCUGGAGCCCCCGUGCAUCGGUUUAUAUCAGGAGAGAAGUGGGAUAUUGCUAUGGCUGCUCUUUACCUAGCUUCAGAUGCAGGUAAACACAUCAACGGAACUAUACUUGUGGUUGAUGGAGGAGACUGGUUUAACAGGGCCUCCCAUGUUUCAAAAGAGGCGGUAAAGGAACUGUCCCGAAGUGUGGAGAAGAGAUCAAGAUCUGGUGCAGGAGCCCCUGAAAGUGGAAUUCCAACCCGCAGUAAAAUGUAGUAGUCAGUGACAACAAAAACCCAUCUAGUGUGAAGCUUCAAAUACAGUUUAGUGCAAACAGUGAGUGGUUUUAGAACACUUCUUGUAAUAAAAUUGUUAUUGAUUAUCGAGGGGAUGGAUUAUAAUGUGAGGGAAACACGAUAUGCUUUCAUUUGCCAUGAUGUUAGCAUUUGAGCAAUAUUUAUUUAUAACAACAAUUACAGUCCAAACACA
Molecule: messenger RNA, 1227 nt
Organism: Papaver somniferum (opium poppy)
Lineage: Eukaryota; Viridiplantae; Streptophyta; Magnoliopsida; Ranunculales; Papaveraceae
Product: peroxisomal 2,4-dienoyl-CoA reductase-like
Exons: 5
Coding region: 109-1014 (301 amino acids)
Biological process (GO): fatty acid catabolic process
Molecular function (GO): 2,4-dienoyl-CoA reductase (NADPH) activity
Source: RefSeq, a predicted model, not a curated record